Telopea speciosissima is the source of this 2735-nucleotide messenger RNA. RefSeq names its product flowering time control protein FCA-like. The record is from RefSeq and is a predicted model, not a curated record. Lineage: Eukaryota; Viridiplantae; Streptophyta; Magnoliopsida; Proteales; Proteaceae. The coding region runs from base 37 to 2553 and encodes 838 amino acids. Gene Ontology annotation, molecular function: mRNA binding; protein binding. Gene Ontology annotation, cellular component: nucleus; cytoplasm; ribonucleoprotein complex. The transcript is spliced from 20 exons.
GCUUUUGUGACAGGAAUUCUUUUUGGUGAGAGAAGGAUGGGGAAGCUCUUAAACAAUAUUGGAGUGUUCGGCAUUUUACUAGUUACGCUAGUGAUGGUGGUGGGAAUAGCGGAAGGAAGGAGGAUAGAGGAAGACAGCCUGCAUCAUGGUGGUGGUGGUUUAGGAGGUGGCGGAGGUGCUGGGGGAGGGUUCGGUAAGGGUGGUGGGGUUGGCAUUGGUUCUGGUGGUGGCGCCGGAGGUGGUGCUGGUGGAGGGUUCGGUGGAGGUGCAGGAGGUGGUGCCGGCGGAGGAUUUGGUAAAGGUGGUGGUCUAGGAGGAGGUAGUGGUGGUGGUGCUGGUGGAGGGUUCGGUGGAGGUGCAGGAGGUGGUGCCGGCGGAGGAUUUGGUAAAGGUGGUGGUCUAGGAGGAGGUAGUGGUGGUGGUGCUGGAGGUGGAGGUGGUGCCGGCGGAGGUUUUGGUAAAGGUGGUGGUUCUGGUGGUGGUGCAGGCGGAGGAAUUGGAGGUGGUGCAGGAGGAGGUAAAGGGGGAGGUGGAGGAAUUGGAGGAGGUUCUGAUAAUGCUGAUGCUAGUGGUUUUGCUAAACUUUUUGUUGGAUCUGUUCCGAGGACAGCUACUGAAGAAGAUAUUCGUCCCUUAUUUGCGGAGCAUGGAAAUCUCAUUGAGGUUGCUUUGAUCAAGGACAGGAGAACUGGCCAGCAACAAGGAUGUUGUUUCAUCAAAUAUGCAACUUCAGAGGAAGCUGACAGGGCCAUUAGAGCUUUGCACAAUCAAUAUACUUUGCCUGGGGGAAUUGGUCCCAUUCAAGUUAGAUAUGCUGAUGGUGAGCGGGAACGUCUUGGUGCAGCUGAGUACAAGUUGUUUGUUGGUUCCCUGAACAGACAAGCUACAGAAAAGGAAGUUGAAGAAAUCUUUUCGCCUUAUGGUCGUGUGGAAGAUGUCUACAUUAUGCACGAUGAAAAGAAACAAAGUCGUGGGUGUGGAUUCGUUAAAUUUUCUCAUAGAGAUAUGGCAUCAGCAGCUAUCAAUGGUCUUAAUGGAAUCUAUGUGAUGAGAGGUUGUGAUCAGCCAUUAACUGUUCGUUUUGCUGACCCAAAGAGGCCUAGGGCUGGAGAAUCAAGGAGUGGUCCUACAUUUGGAGGUCCUGGUUUUGGCCCCCGGUCUCAGGGACAGUUGGGAGUUAGGCCUGGACCCAAUCUUGGUGAGCUAAUUGGUGGGCGUAUCCCUCCUGAUGCUUGGCAUCCAAUGAGUCCACGGAACUUGGGACCAUCUUCUCAAACUAGUCCUCAUGGUUUUGGGAGUCCUUCAGUUGCUAGGGGUGGUGUUAUGCCUAUGCCUUCAACCACGGCUGGCCCUUUGGGAAACUUUGGUGGUCCUGCUAAUGGUUCUCUUCCAGGUCUUUCAGUUCUACCACCUUCAACUUCUUCUCAACAGAGUUUUAACCCAUCUAUGUCACAAGUCCAAUCUGUUGGUCAGCAAAUAUCUCCGUUGCAGAAGCCGCUGCAGUCACCCCAUCAUUUGCCAUCUUCACUCCAGCUACACCCUCAACAAACUCCUACACCUUACUCACGGGCACAAACUUCCUUGGCAUCAACACAGCCGUUUGGUCAACCGCAAGCUGUUCAUUCAUCUGGGCAGACCUCCUUCAGUCAAGCUCUGCCAUCACAACAGUUGUUUGGUCUGAGUGGUCAGUUGCCCAUUUCCCAGCAUCAGGUUCAGCUGAAUACCUCCUCUGCUGUAGCGCAACAAAUGCCUUUGAACAUACAUCCACAAUCUGUGUCUGCUGGGGCAAACCAACAACUACUGUCUGCCUCCAAUGUGCAGCAACAAAUGGUUCAACCUCAACAUCAGGCAUCAACUCAGUUAGCUCAGAUGUUUUCUCAACAGACUCAAGUGCCACAGGCGAGUUUUCAACCAUCACAGCAAGCAUUCUCUCAGCUGCAACAGCAGUUGCAUACAAUCCAACCUUCAAGUCAAAAUUUAACUCAGCUACAAGCUUCCCAGGCUACUAAACAACAGCCUUCAUGGACUGCAAUGAUGCCACAGACAGCUGCCAGUACUCCUGCAUCUGCAUCAGCAUCAGCUGCAGGUGCACCAUCAACUACAUCAACUUCUCCUUUGGUUCCUGCAAGUGGGCAGACAGCAGCACCGGUGACUUGUAACUGGACAGAGCAUACCUCACCUGAAGGAUACAAGUACUAUUAUAACAGUGUAACUGGUGAAAGUAAGUGGGAGAAGCCAGAAGAGCUCACCUUGUUCGAACAACAGCAACAACAACAGAAGCAGCUCAAGCCUUCUGUUCAACAGCUUCAUCCUCAGCCACAAAGUCAGUCACAUCCACAGGUUCUUUCUGCACAACCAGUUGUGCAAACACCACAGAUGCAACUCCAGACACAGUAUCAGGCUAUGAGUAUGGCUGGUCAACAAAAUGUUCAGGAACGUGGUUAUGCACAAUUGCAGGCAGUGCCUAGUUCAGUUAAUGAUCCUGCUCGCUUCCAACAGGGGCUUCAGGCGGCUCAGGAUUGGAUGUGGAAGAACAAACCUGCAGGAACUUGAAAGAGGAGAGGGUGAGAUCCGGGAUACAUGCUGGCCAACAGGAACAACCCGAAAUGCCGAUGGAGCUGUCUCGCAGCAUCAAGCUCACUCUGUGAUUUGAAGGAUGGAAGGGAAUAUGUGCGACGGGGACAGCAUUACUUUUCUCGAGUAUUUGCAAGGAAAAUUAUUCAUUAUUUUGUCUA